Molecule: messenger RNA, 3403 nt
Organism: Nestor notabilis (Kea)
Lineage: Eukaryota; Metazoa; Chordata; Aves; Psittaciformes; Psittacidae
Gene: MYO16
Product: myosin XVI
Exons: 15
Biological process (GO): neuron projection morphogenesis; phosphatidylinositol 3-kinase/protein kinase B signal transduction; negative regulation of G1/S transition of mitotic cell cycle
Cellular component (GO): perinuclear region of cytoplasm; nucleoplasm; myosin complex
Molecular function (GO): ATP binding; actin filament binding; protein phosphatase binding
Source: RefSeq, a predicted model, not a curated record
UGACCAGGUAUUUGAAAUUGGAGUACUGGAUAUUUUUGGAUUUGAAGAAUUUCAAAAGAAUACUUUUGAACAGCUGUGUGUCAACAUGACCAAUGAGAAGAUACACCAGUACAUCAAUGAAGUGCUUUUCCUACAAGAGCAAGCAGAAUGCAUACAAGAGGGAGUUGCCAUGGAAACGGUGUAUUCUCCUAGUAACCAUACUGCAGCCUUGGAUUUUUUCUUUCAGAAACCAUCAGGAUUUUUGUCAAUGCUGGAUGAAGAAAGCCAAUCUAUUUGGUCAGUGGAACAGAGUCUUUCUAAACGCAUUCAGUCUUAUCUGGAUGCAUCUGACACGAAUACAGUCUAUUCCUCCACAAAAGAUGGAAACGGUAAUCUUGCCCCAAAGGAUCAGGGCUCCACCUUCACUGUUAUGCAUUAUGCUGGGAGGGUUACUUAUGAAAUUGCUGGUGCAAUAGAAAAAAAUAAAGAUACCCUUUCACAAAAUCUUAUAUUUGUAAUGAAAACCAGUGAAAAUGUAGUCAUCAAUCAGUUGUUCCAGUCCAAGCUGACACAAACCGGAUCACUUGUUCCUCCAUAUCAUUCCCUUAAAGUCAAAGGCUGUAAAACAGCUUUGCUAAAACCAUCAGUAACGUCUGCAAGUGGAGAAGCAAAGAAAUAUAUUGAGCUCAGCAAGCUGUUGAAAAAGAAAGGAACAUCCUCAUUUCUUCAGAGACUGGAACGAGGGGGCCCAACCACUGUGGCAGUACAGCUCAGGAAAUCACUCACAGAUAUCAUUGGGAAGCUGCAGAACUGCACACCACAUUCUGUUCAUUGUAUAAAGCCUAAUAACUCUAAGCUGCCAGAUACUUUUGACAAUUUUUAUGUGUCUGCUCAACUGCAGUAUAUUGGUGUUCUAGACAUGGUCAAAAUCAUACGACAUGGGUAUCCAAUACGUCUCCCUUUCACAGACUUCUUGUCAAGGUAUAAAGAUUUGGCUGAUACAGAAGCAGGAGAGAAGAAGAAGUUGUCUGCCAAGGAGAGAUGUCGUCUUGUUCUUCAGCAGUGUAAAUUACAAGGCUGGCAGAUAGGAGUCCGAAAAGUGUUUCUUAAGUACUGGCAAGCUGACCAUCUCAACGAUUUGUGCCUUCAGCUUCAGAAGAAAAUUAUAACCUGCCAAAAAGUUGUAAGAGGAUUUCUAGCUCGCCAGCGCUUGUUACAGAGGAUGAGCAUCAAACAGCAAGAGGUCACCUCAAUCAACAGCUUCUUGCAGAAUGCUGAGGAUAUGGGAUUGAAAACAUAUGAUGCCUUGGUUAUUCAAAAUGCUUCUGACAUUGCUCGGGAAAAUGACCGGCUCCGCAAUGAGAUGAACACUGCUUACCACAGGGAAAAGUUAGAGGCCAGAAACAGACCAGAAGAAGGCCACAAAAGAGCUGAAGACAAGGGUGGGAAGGUCUCUGAGGACAGCUAUGCCGGCUGUCGAACGCCUAAGCACUUUCAUUCCAGCUCCGUCCCUGUCCCCAUGGCAGUGGAUGGCUUGGUACAUUCUGCUGCUGGGUCAUCCAUCAGAUCCCCCUCCCUGCACUCUGUGUUCAACAUGGAUGAUAGCAAUAGCCUGCCAUCACCAAGGAAACAGCCUCCUCCCAAACCAAAGAGGGACCCCAACACACGACUGAGCGCUUCAUACGAGGCUGUUAGUGCUUGCCUGUCGGCAGCUUCUAAGGAAACAGCUAAUGAAGUACUGACCCGGCCAAGGCCACACAGUGAUGAUUAUAGUACCAUGAAAAAAAUACCUCCCAGAAAACCAAAACGAAGUCCCAAUACAAAACUUAGUGGCUCUUACGAAGAAAUACCCGGCCAAAAGCCUGGUGAUGUAAAACAGGCAAGCACAGUAGCUAAACCAGGUGUCUAUGACACUAUGGCAGUACAGAGAACAGCUUCUGCUGAUGGGCCACAGCAUGGCGUGUUGAGUCUCUAUAUGUCACAAGAAGAGGAGGAAAAUGAGCCUGUCUAUAUUGAGAUGGUCGGGAACGCAAUGAAGAGCAUUUCUGCUGAAGCAGAAAGUCUAGAACAAGGAGAGUCUGUAUAUGAAGAAAUGAAAUAUUUUCUACCAGAAGAAGGAACCAAUGGUAAUGGAAUAGUUCCAGUAGUGACUGGAUCUCCUCCUUUGUUGUUUGAAAGCAAAAAAAACUUUAACAUUGAAGAUGGGCCAUUGGAUGGAAACAGUCAGGCAGCUUUGAUCUAUAAAGACUCAUGUGACAUUCCAGCCCCUUUCCCUAACUUGCUCCCCCACCGGCCACCACUUCUUGUAUUUCCUCCAACCCCUGUCACAUGUUCACCUGCUUCUGAUGAAUCACCUCUAACACCACUUGAAGUCAAAAAGCUUCCUGUGUUGGAAACCAACCUAAAAUACCCCGUGCAGUCUGAAGGAUCAAGUCCAUUAUCACCACAGUAUUCCAAAAGCCAGAAAGGCGAGAAUGAAAGACCAGCAUCUCCAGGCUUGGUUGUGUUCAAUGUUUCCAGCAAAGUGACUCCUCCUUCCACACCACCUCCUCCUCUCCCACCACCCCCUCCUCCUGUACCACCUUCUAUUUCCUACCGGGCUUCCACACAUUUUGCAUUUCCUCCAGAGACUUGUGCUAGUUUUCUGAUUAAUACAGGGAAAACAGGUACAAGCUCAGAUCUUCCAAAAGUACCUCAGAGACCAAAUCCUGCUCAGCUUGGAUGCUCAUCUUCUCCAUUCUCCAAACUGCCUUACUCCCCAAAGGUGGCAAGAGCAGAUCACAGGAAAUUGAACUCAAAUUCAUCAUCUUCAUUUUCAUACAGCCCUACAAACUCAAGGUCAUUGACCAGUCCCCUUGAUGAGUUAACUAGCUUGUUCAACUCAGGACGGAGUGUGCUACGAAAAUCUGCAGCAGGACGUAAGAUCAGGGAACCAGAAGGUGCUGAAACUAAUCUGAACUUGAGGAGCAGAGAAGAUCCAAAUACAUCAGAUACUGGAUCAGAAACCCAGGAUAAAAAUGCAAACAACCAUGGAAUUCAGUCGUCUAAUCCAUUGUCCAGUUCUGUGACUGCUGAAAAUGGAAAUUCAGUAUCAAAUGGUUUACCAGACGAAAAUGAAUAUUCAAGACUGUCGGCCAGCAAUACAGCAGGCUCAUCGAUUCAAAGACAUAGGGAGAGCCACACUAGUCAGGUUAUUCAUCAGCUUAGACUUUCAGAGAAUGAGAGUGUGGCUCUGCAAGAGCUUCUAGAUUGGAGGAGAAAGCUGUGUGAAGAGAGAGAAGACUGGCAGCAAAUCUUGCACAACACUGAGCAAAGAAUCACAGCCCCACCUCCGCCCCCUUGUAAAAAGCCAACGCUGCUGAAGAAGGUAGAAGAUACCUCCUGCAACAGACUCUCUUCGGGCAUAUGGGAUUCCACCAUGUGA